Neodiprion virginianus is the source of this 1136-nucleotide messenger RNA. RefSeq lists its product as uncharacterized. Bases 86 to 523 code for a protein of 145 amino acids. The transcript is spliced from 3 exons. Lineage: Eukaryota; Metazoa; Arthropoda; Insecta; Hymenoptera; Diprionidae. The record is from RefSeq and is a predicted model, not a curated record.
UUUAGAAUCAGUUUUGGAAGGAAUUCUAUCCCGACAAGAGCUCAUGUCAUUCGGGGGAAAUUGGGCCGUGUUUUAGAUUCGGAGUAUGUCUGCUGGGAAGACAGAAUCAAGGGCGGAUUCUGGAUCAACGCGGUCGGCUCUGAGUCCGCAAGCAAAAAAGAAGGAGCGACCACCCUUCAAGUUGUGUUUCGUGAAGCAACAGGAGAGCGGUCGAUCAAAUGUCUCUAUUUGCAAGACAACCGCCAACGUAUUAACUCCGAAAUUUUACUCUCGCGAUGCGGAGCCAUGCGAUUCUCCUGAAAUCAGUCAAACAGUGGCCAAAAUCACCGAGGAAGAGCAAAGAGUCCCCAAGACGGUCCACCGUUGGCCCCUUCUUACCAGCCAUACGUAUGGCUGGUGGCACGAUAGGGGAAUCCAACCGACAGACCCACGCUUCAACUUUCAUAAGAAGACAUCAGACAUGGUCAGCUACCAAAUGAGGAUCUACGCCGUAGACAGGAAGUUGAAGGGUCUCGGUUAUUAACCUACGCGAAAGAGUCGGAGCCCCUAUUGUGGGAAAACCUAACAUUGUAUAAUAUGAUAGUGCAGUUAGAUUUCUAAAAAAGUCUGCAUACUGUAAAAUUUCAAUUUUCCCGUACUGACAAGUAUGCUUAUAGUUUGCACGACAAAAAUUACAUACCUAGAACUGCAAAUAGAUCGGUCGUAGUGUUUUCACGUAAUAUCUGAUUUUCGGCGAGGCUAAUCCUCAACUCAACGUUAAUUGCGUCUUGAUUAUUAAGUCAAUUGGUAUCCUUUGACUGGACGUAAGCUACGUUCUAACCGAGGGUACGAUCAUUUACUUUGGAAUAGAUUUUAUUUAUACGCAUAUUGGCCACAGGCGCGAUUAAAUUUGUUGAAUGUGUACAAAGUGCGAUACGUAGUCCAGAAUUUAUCUGAUAACGUAUGCUUCGUCUCCAAUGUUUGAGAAAAACUUCAAUUCUAUAGUGGAUGGAAGUUAUAAUAUAUCUUGCGAGUAGUUUAUUAGACUGUCUUCAUUACAGUAUUACAUAAUACGAAUGUCACGAAUAUCUUGUACAUUAGUUUUUAUUUUUGUUGAUUAUAUACUUAUUUUAGAAACGAAUAAAAAUAGUAGUAUA